This is a messenger RNA of Postia placenta MAD-698-R-SB12, 1048 nucleotides long. RefSeq lists its product as hypothetical. The coding region runs from base 1 to 864 and encodes 287 amino acids. The transcript is spliced from 4 exons. NCBI's taxonomy places the organism in Eukaryota, Fungi, Basidiomycota, Agaricomycetes, Polyporales, Adustoporiaceae. Gene Ontology annotation, cellular component: transcription factor TFIIE complex. Gene Ontology annotation, biological process: transcription initiation at RNA polymerase II promoter. The record is from RefSeq and is a predicted model, not a curated record.
AUGGCCAGCCUCGCGCGAGAUGCUGCAUUGUUCACGAAUGCACUGCACAGACAAGACUACACAUCGUGGCACUCGCAGCCGCCUCCCCUACAGCCGCCGCAGGCAGCAGCUGAGCCCUCUGAUUCGCAGCCAAAGUCGAAGAAAAAGCGGCCGAAAGCAAAUGUCGUUUAUUCGCAACCUGCAGAUACAGGCACAGGCACCAAUGUCAACACCCAGCUCGUGUACGCCGUGAAUCAUCUCAAGUCAAAUGGCAAUCCCAUGCGACUGCAGGACUUGGCAAUCAUAACGAGCACCCCUCUCGACACCGACAAGGUCCUUCUUGAGAAGUUCAGAGCACAUGACCGUGUCGUGCAUGACCCAAAGACAGAUCUAUAUUCAUAUCGUCACGACUACAACGUACGCAACAAAGCGGCACUCUUGACCGAGAUCCAGCGUCAAACACGGAAAGGUGGCGGGCUUUCCGUGCGGACGCUGAAGGAGAGCUGGAAGGAAGCACCACAAGCUGUCGAAGAGCUCGAGAAGGAAGGUGAUGUGUAUGUCACUCGGACGCUCAAGGACGGUCAGAUGCGGAUGGUAUUUUGGAAUGAGAUCAAGGCGGACGAGGAAAACGGUGGAAUGCCGGUGGAAAAGGAAUUCAACGAUCUCUGGCAUGGCCUCACUGUCCCGAACGACGUGGAUCUUCUGAAGCAACUUGCAUCGGAAGGUUUGCAAGCUACUGCUGCUGAGACCCUCGUUCCCAAGGGGCCCACCAAAAAGAAGGGAAAGAAAUCUGCGCCCCGGCAGCGCCAGGUGCGCAUUACGAACACACAUUUGAAAGGGCAGAUAGACCUUUCGCGGGAUUACGUUGCGCCGAGCUUGAAAUGAGCAGCUUGGCUAGCGGCGGCGGUCUCGAUCUUCUUUGGUCUUACAUCAUUGUUUUACACGUAGUGUAUUUUACUAUCAUACGCUUAAGUAACAUGGACACCUCUUAUCACAUCAUGGACAGGGCGCGUGUAGUUUGUGUUAGCCGUACGUACUAGUAAUGUGCGCUCGACAACGUUGAGAAUGU